Molecule: messenger RNA, 1455 nt
Organism: Lactuca saligna
Lineage: Eukaryota; Viridiplantae; Streptophyta; Magnoliopsida; Asterales; Asteraceae
Source: the annotation of a GenBank genome assembly
AUGUUCAGGUUUCUUUACUCAUUCUCCGCACCUCAUCUGGAUGUUUCAGGUUUCUUUUUCAUUCUAAUUUUGACUCCGCCAUCUAUAUUUGUCUCUUUUGCAGCGACUUCAGCGAUUUCCUCAACCAGUCCUUGGAAUUCCUAUGUUAGAUCCACCAAUUCAUCUCCUUCCUCAUCAGGUAAUGAAAAAACUUUAGUUAUUUGUGAGGAGUUCAUCAUGGUUUUCUGGGUGUUUAGCUAUGGUUCAUUGGUAUGGAACCCCGGGUUUGAUUAUGAUGAUAAAUUGAUAGGGUACAUCAAGAAUUACAGGCGUGUGUUAUCCUGGAAGCAGACAGCAGUAAUCAAGAAAAAAUACGGUGGAUUACUACCAAGAAAAACCCCUUUGAUCUCAAAGAGCACAAUUCGACAGUUAGGGUUUGAGACGAUUGAAUCAUUCAUUUGGAAUCGGGAAGACUGCAGCAUUGCAUUGCAUUCCGUGACACACGAAUUCAGAAUCAUGAACGGUCACAUUUAUGUUGAUGCAUUUUCAUUGCUACUGAACUUCCAUUUGUGAUAUUGUUGGAAAAAUCAUCAAAGGCAAGCGAAAAUAUUCCCGUUACUUUGGUUUAAUGCCGUUAACUUCGUUCACUUUAUAUCUCCAAGAUGGCCCUGUUCAAUGGGGACUGUAGAUAAGGGAAACGAAAACUGUGAUGAUUCCCAAAACCCGAUAGAUAUAGAAAAAGAAAAUCGAAAAAGAUACAAUAGAAACUAUUAUGCACGAAAAAAGGAGAAAAACAAAAAGAGAAGAAUAGCUAACAGUGAAGGAUGUAGUCAACCUACAACACUCACAAGUUGCACUAUAAUGGAGACAAACGAAAGAAAUAUCAACGAAGAUUCCUCUGUGAGUGUUAUAAGUGCUGCUCAGAGGACGAGUACUUAUAAUAAAGAAUAUUAUCAACGAAGAAAGGAACGAACUAUGAUGACAAAAAGAAGAGUAUACGCCUUUCAGGACGAUCCGUAUGAUUUUGUUUAUGAAAAUAUCCGUAUGGAACAUCGUAUAUUAAAGGCUCAAAACCCUUGUGUUUAUUGUGGAGCAAAGCGACUACAAUAUGAAUUCCCUACCUUUUGUUGCAUGAGUGGGAAGACAAAACUGGCACACUCCCCUAUUCCCACAGAGUUGCACCAACUCUUCACAAGGCAAGAGCAGCUAGAAGAAAGCUUCAGGGAUGGUAAAUCGAGGUAUUUACAGUUGUAUUUUUAUGACGGUGAAGCUGAAAUAUCACAAAGAUCCUCCUGGAAGAAUGUUGAUAGAAGAAUCAUCCAAAAACUAACACGUAUUCUAGCUUCGAAUCCGUACGUUAGAACAUUUAAACAACUUUCUGAUCUAGGACCGCUUGAUAAUUAUAGAGUGACUUUGAAUGCAUCGGUGGAGCUUGACCAAAGGGUGUACAAUAAGCCUACCACAUCUGAGGUGUGA